CUGACAUGCAAUGGGAGGAGGAACAGUGAACAAAAGGGCAGGUCUUUGGGGAAAUGGACAAGUGGAGCAAAACCAACACAUGGGAUUAUCCCAAUGGCAUUCGGCUCACGUCAGCUGUUCCAGGAGCAGAUAUCAAAGUACUCAUAAAUUUCAAUGCACCAAAUCCUCAGGACAGGAAGAAGUUUACAGAUGAUUUGAGGGAAUCAAUUGCAGAAGUUCAAGAAAUGGAAAAGCACAGAAUAGAGUGUAAGUACAAAGCCGAGCUGGAGAAGCAGAAGGGGGUGGUGCGUCCCAGCAUGUCGCAGUGCUCCAGCCUGAAGAAGGACUCCGGGAACGGGACCCUGCCCCGGGCAUGCCUGGACGACAGCUACGCCGGCGGCGAGGGGCUGAAGCGGAGCGCGCUCAGCUCCUCCCUGCGCGACGUGUCCGAAGCAGACUAG
Passer domesticus (house sparrow) is the source of this 440-nucleotide messenger RNA. Its product is annotated as IQ motif and SEC7 domain-containing protein 1-like. The record is from RefSeq and is a predicted model, not a curated record. Bases 54 to 440 code for a protein of 128 amino acids. The transcript is spliced from 4 exons. Lineage: Eukaryota; Metazoa; Chordata; Aves; Passeriformes; Passeridae.